ACUCAACUCCCGUCUGUACCUUUCGCAGUCGCUGGUUGGUAAUCUGAUUGAUGAUGCGUUUUGAACCUCCAUCGUACUCGUACUCCGCGUCCCCCACCCCCAGGACGCCGGUCGCACCCCGUGGUUCAUCUCGAUCUGGGAACACCUGCCGACCGACCGAGGAGGAAGCGAACCGCCAAAAGAAGCGAAGCAACUGCGGACGUACGGAGCGACGGAGGGACAGACGGACAGUCGAUCAGCCGGCAUCGUACGUUGUUGCACCGCUUGCUCGCCGUCUGUCUGUCCGCCAUCUGCGGGUGCUCCCCGUGCACGACGGCGAACAAACGAGGCAGGCCGUUCGGACAACGGGCCCUCGAACAGACGCUCACUCAGCCCCCUCUGUUGAAUUGACGACGACGACGACGAUGAUGAUGAUGAUGUGAUGACAAUCGCUCAAAUCUUCGUUGGCUCAGCCGGCCAGCCAGCCAAGCCGGCGGCGCCCACACACUCCAACCCCCCCCCGUCUCAGCGGCAUCACGAACGACGUCUCAUCCGUCGGGCCAAUCACCGCCGCUCCAAAGAAACGCCCUCGCCGCGGCACCGCAUCUGCCCGGCACCCGACUUGCCCAGCCAUGGUGGCAGUGCCGGUUGAACAUGGGGUGUGUGUGGGUGUCCUCACUCUCUGCCGCUCUCCCUCUGCGCCGCGCGUGCCCUGUCCCUGCAUUCGUGUGCUCCGUGGUCGAGGUCUGAUACACUGAGCCCAAACUCUCUUUGGGCUUGGCUUGCGUCGUGCUGCUGGUGCUGCAUGCUCGUCUGAGCGCCUCGUCUGCAUCAUGGACGACGACGACGACAAACAAUGGCGCCGCUGCAAGUGCCGCAUCCUUCCCGCCAUCCCUCCUCCCCCUCCCUCCCUCCCUCCCUCCCUCCUCCACAUGCGGCUCGCAGGAGACACGCAGAGGGGCGUGAAGCUUCGAGAUAGAGCAGCGAUCCUGGGGCUGGCUGGGCGUUGUCGUCCUCAGGGCCGUCCCCCUCCCUCCCCCCCAGUCUUGGAGAGUCAUUGACGCCCGCCGCCACUUAUAUCGCUCUAUACUCACUGCCACACCUCGGGCCACUACCUUACUUGUCUGAUCUUGCAUUCCCUUGCGGAAAAGAUAUAUAAAAUCAUACCCGUCGCCUCCUCCUCUCCCGCCCCUCCAUCAUCUUCGGAUUCCGUGUAGACUCAACCGCUACAAAGUACGAGAGAAAGAAAAAAGAAAAGUACUCGAGCUGAAACCGCACUCCAUGAAGGUCGCUUCCAGGAAUGCCUGGGCGGCUGCCCUUGCCCUAGCCGUCACUGGAGUCAACGGUGAUGCCACGCCGUACUGCCCCGUGGACGAUGUCUGCUUCCAGUUCGCGGUCCCCGAGGCCGCCGCCAGCUCUGGCUCGGGCAACGUCUACUUUCAGCUGCGGGCGCGCUCAUCCGUCAGCUGGGCUGCCCUUGGUAUCGGGUCGCAGAUGAACGGCGCCACCAUGUUCGUCAUGUACGCCGACGGGAACAACAACGUCACGCUCAGCACCAGGAGGGGGACCGGCCAUGUCGAGCCCAGGUACAGCCGCAUGGCCAACGUCGAGCUCCUUGGGGGCUCCGGCAUCAUCGACGGCAGCAUGGUCGCCAACGUGCGCUGCAGCGACUGCGCCAACCUGAAACUCUCCGGCGUGAGCAGCUGGGUGUCUGCUUGGAAGAGAGGGAGCCCCAUGAAUGACAAGAGCACGUCGGCCAGCAUCCAGUACCACGACUCUCACAACUCGUUCAAUGUCAACCUCGGGAGGGCCACUGUCAGCGCUGAUGCCAACCCGUUCACUAAUAGCUCGAGCAACCCGGGGGGAAGCAACGGAGGCAACAACGGGGGCGGCAUCAUCGCACCAGGCGCCAGCGGUGGUGGUCCCUCGACAAACACCCUCAUAAAUGCACAUGGAAUUCUCAUGACCAUCAUCUUUGUCGUCGGCUAUCCCAUUGGCGCCAUGCUGUCGCCUUUUGUCGGCAGCUGGGUAGUCCACGCGACUUGGCAGACGCUUGUCUUCUUUGGCAUGUGGGCAGGCUUCGCCCUCGGCAUCAUCAUCUGCAGUCGCAUUGGUUUCUUCUUCCAGAACACGCACACCCAACUGGGCGUCUUUGUAGUGUCGUUGAUGGGGCUGCAGCCGAUCUUCGGCUUCCUUCACCAUAGGCACUAUCUCAGAAACCGUCGCCGUGGCAUCAUCAGUCAUGUUCACAUCUGGUACGGCCGCGCGCUCAUCGUCAUUGGUGUGGUCAACGGCGGGCUGGGCCUGCAGCUUGCGGGAAGCUCGCAGACGUUUGUUACCGCAUACAUCGUCGUGUCCGCAGUUGUAGCGGCGGCAUAUCUCGCGCUGAGCGCCUUUGCUCUGUUCAGAAGAAGGAGGGUCGCUAGCAUCGAGCGGCCAUCCAAUGGCUCCGACAGCACGGAUAGGAAACAAUGAAAGAUGUGGUCCUAGCCGUUGGGAGGGAGAGACGUCGACUUGGGUCAGAGAACGUAGACGGCUUUUCUGCUGUCAGGGAAUUAGACACGGGUUUUAUGCUAGAAGCAAGGGAUUGAUAUCCACGGGUUCUUGGAAGCGGGCUGUUGCUGUGAAUUUGUUCUGCGGAUUGCCUCGGAGACAUUUGCGACUAUUAGUCAAUGGAGAAUGAAGGGAUUACCAAGGAUAGGGAACAUACGGUCAUCCCAGAGCACUCGGGAAUAGCGCACCUACCUAGUAGCCCUGCCUGUG
Purpureocillium takamizusanense is the source of this 2742-nucleotide messenger RNA. RefSeq lists its product as uncharacterized. The transcript has 3 exons. Lineage: Eukaryota; Fungi; Ascomycota; Sordariomycetes; Hypocreales; Ophiocordycipitaceae. The record is from RefSeq and is a predicted model, not a curated record. Bases 1261 to 2454 code for a protein of 397 amino acids.